UUUGUUACACAAAAUGGGGGUUUUGGUUAUGAAAUUGAUCUUAGUGCUAUGCUCCCUUUCUAAUGCCGAGUUCAUUAUUUCCUUCUCCAUGCAAGAUUUGAGCCGACCCUUAAUCACUGGGUUGAAAGGAAAUGAAAGCGAUAGGCAGGCACUGCUAGCAAUUAAAGCUCAAAUACAACACGAUCCCAACCGGGUCACAAGCUCAUGGAAUGAAUCCCUUCAUUUUUGCCUCUGGCACGGCGUCACCUGCAGUCGACGACAUCUCCAAAGGGUGGCAAAGCUGCAGCUGAGGUCUCUAGCUUUGGGGGGAUCCAUAUCUCCACACAUGGGAAAUCUAAGCUUCUUAAGAGAGCUAGUUCUCGAAAACAAUAGCUUCACUCAUCAAAUCCCUCCUCAAAUUGGACAUUUGCAUAGAUUGCAGGUAUUGCUUCUAAACAAUAACUCAUUUAUUGGCACCAUUCCUCCCAACAUAUCCAAUUGCUUGAAACUCAUCACUCUCAACCUUGGUAGAAACAAUCUAGUGGGGCAAAUUCCUCCACAACUCGGUUCCUUGUCAAAGCUUGAAUUAAAAUUUAACAAUUUAACAAGAGAAAUCCCUCUUUCUUUGGGGAACUUAUCGUCUCUUGAGUUCUUUUCUAUAGGUGAUAAUAACUUAGAAGGAAGCAUCCCUAAUUCUCUAUGCCAGUUGAAAAAAAUAACAGUUUUCUCUUUAACCACAAAUAGGUUAUCGGGUAUCAUCCCUCCUUGCAUUUAUAACCUCUCUAAUAUAGUUGUCUUCGAGCUAUCAGCGAACCAAAUUCAAGGAAGUCUUCCCUUAAACUUGGGCAUUAGUGCUUUUCCCAACCUUCAAUUCUUUUCCGUUUUCAUAAAUCAAUUUACCGGGGCCAUCCCUUGGUCAAUAUCCAAUGCAACAAAUCUUGUGCUGUUUCAAUGUCCAUCAAACAAACUCACUGGACAUGUGCCAAAUUUACGAAAUCUUCAUAACCUUGUGACACUCCAUUUAGCUGAUAAUUAUCUUGGAAGUGGUAAACAUGGUGACUUAAGUUUUGUUUCAGAACUGAUCAAUGCUACAGAGUUAAGACAUUUGCAGUUCGACACUAACAAUUUUGGAGGGACGUUGCCCACAUCAAUAUCCAAUCUCUCAACCAAUCUCCAAAUUCUUGCAAUUGGAAGAAACCAAAUACAUGGAAGCAUCCCAGCUGGAUUAGGGAAUCUUAUCAACUUGCAAGUACUCUUUAUGGGAGGAAACUCCUUCACAGGUAGCAUCCCCACUGACAUUGGGAAGCUUUCGAGGCUUGUAAAGUUGUUUCUUAACAACAACGAAUUAUCAGAGAGCAUUCCGUCUUCUCUCGGAAAUUUAACAUGGUUAGUACUACUCCAAUUGCAAGAAAAUAAUCUAGAGGGUAGCAUCCCUUCCAGCCUAGGGAAAUACAAUUGGUUACUAGAAUUGGGUCUUUCUGGAAACAAUCUAAAUGGCACAAUACCUCCUCAAGUCUUUGGCCUCUCAUCUUUAUCAACAGUUUUGAACUUGGGUAGAAACCAAUUCACUGGUUCCCUUCCUAUGGAGAUUGGAAAAUUGACGAAUUUAGGUGGAUUGGACGUCUCUAACAACUUGUUAUCAGGAGAACUUCCUAGUAGCCUCGGUAGUUGCCAAAGCUUAGAAGUCUUGCUCUUGCAAGGCAACUUCUUCUUGGGACCUAUUCCUUCCUCUAUGAAGGAAUUGAGAGGGAUUCGCGAUUUGGACCUUUCACGCAACAAUUUUUCAGGAGAUAUUCCACAAUUUCUUGAGAAUCUGAAAUUGGAGUACCUGAACCUCUCCUUCAACCAGUUUUGGGGAGUAGUACCAACUGGCGGUGUCUUUAAGAAUGCAAGUGCGACUUCAGUCGCUGGAAAUGCUAGACUCUGCGGAGGUAUGACUAGUCUUCGACUUCCUCUGUGUAAGCCUAAUAAGUCCAAAGGAGAAGGGUUGUCUCGUAGAAUGAAACUAAUGAUCUCUUUAGUCUCCGGGUUCAGUCUUUUGGGACUGGUUGUUAUGCUGUCUCUUUUUCUUCUUGGUACGAAAAGGAAAGAAACUAAUUUAAGCACUUUGGGGAACUCUAUUUUGCAAGUUUCAUAUGCUACACUCCUCAGAGCUACUGAUGGUUUUUCUUCAGCUAAUUUGAUCGGUGUGGGUGCUUUUGGGUCUGUGUACAAAGGAAUCCUUACUGAUGAUAGAGUUGUUGUCGCUGUGAAGGUGCUUAACAUGUUACAUCGGGGUGCAUCUAAGAGUUUCAUGGCCGAAUGUGAGGUACUGCGAAAUAUUAGACUUCGAAAUUUGGUCAAGAUCUUAACUGCAUGUUCAAGUAUUGAUUUUGGCGGCAAUGAUUUCAAGGCUCUUGUUUGCGAGUUCAUGGACAACGGGAGCUUGGAGGAGUGGUUGCAUCCAUCCACUGGAACUAGAGAGGUAAUAGAAGCUCCCAAGAUUUUAAGUCUUAUUCAGAGGCUUGACAUUGCCAUAGAUGUUGCUAGUGCAUUGGAUUAUCUUCAUAACCAUUGUGAAACACCAAUCGUUCAUUGUGAUCUCAAGCCAAGUAAUAUUCUUUUGGAUAGUGACCUGACUGGACAUGUUUCCGAUUUUGGGCUAUCGAGGUUUCUCUCAGAACCAACCAGGAGUGUUUCUGGAAAUCAAUCAAGCUCCAUCGGACUUAGAGGAUCGGUUGGUUAUGCUGCACCAGAGUAUGGUAUGGGAAGUGAGGUGUCCACAUACGGUGAUGUCUACAGCUUUGGCAUUCUCUUGUUAGAAAUGUUUACAGGGAAGAGAUCUACUGAUCAGAUGUUCAGUGACAACUUGAAUCUUCAUAAUUAUGUGAAGACAGCUCUCCCUGAACUUGUUUAUGAUAUUUUAGAAUCACUAGUUCUUCAAGAAGGCACCACCAGUGUCGCUGAAGCUAACAUGCACAACCAAUUCAGUGUGAGAGCACGAAAAAUUGAAGAGUGCUUGACUUUGAUACUUGGUAUAGGAAUUGCAUGUUCUGUUGAAUCCCCCACAAACAGAAAGAAUAUAGGUGAUGUUGCAUCUGAAUUGCAAUCCAUUAGGCGCAAUCUUCUCGGCUAGAACUUUCAAAUUAUUAAUGUUUUAUGAUGGCUUUAAUAAAUUGUUGUAAGGUUCUUGUGCUAUAAUCUGUUUUGUUUUUGAA
Rosa chinensis is the source of this 3176-nucleotide messenger RNA. Its product is annotated as probable LRR receptor-like serine/threonine-protein kinase At3g47570. The record is from RefSeq and is a predicted model, not a curated record. Bases 14 to 3094 code for a protein of 1026 amino acids. Gene Ontology annotation, molecular function: ATP binding; protein kinase activity; protein binding. NCBI's taxonomy places the organism in Eukaryota, Viridiplantae, Streptophyta, Magnoliopsida, Rosales, Rosaceae. The transcript is spliced from 2 exons. Gene Ontology annotation, biological process: protein phosphorylation.